CGCUGAGAAUACGGUAAAAAUUUGUUUAGAAGCAACCAUGAAUUUCAGUUUAAGGAUACAGUUUAAGGUAUUCAGAUGUUCAGACUUUUUUAACAGGACAGGUAUUUGUCAGUUUUUUAAAUUGAUGCAUGGAGGAUCAACACUAUGGAAGACACAUAUAUUCAUAGAAAUUAUUGAGUCAUGACAAGAAGCAGUGAUUAAUUACAGAUAUUCUCAUGUUCAGUUUACUCAAUCUUGCUAUCCACUUCGUUGUAUAGAUCAUCCAUCGUUCUACGUAGAGCCACGCCUUUCGCGUCUGAGCAGAAAACCUUGAGCUUCAUUUGGAUGCAAAGAAACGAGAGGAAGGGGCAGGAGGAGUUGUGCAAGCGACAGAGAGGGGAAAAUCACGGAACUGGACCCAUGCAGUGGGACCCGACGAUCCGUCGUGGGGAAGUUCGUCAGGUUUACCUCCUGGGGACAACAAGACGAGAGGGCUGCAUCCGUAACGACGGUCACCAUCAAAUGGUCACCAUCGAAUCACGUCGGUGAGCUGCGUCCAGUCGGAAGCUAACUCGAGUCUUACUCGGUGAUAUCCCCAACAAAGAUGGACUGGAAUCUGGCUUUUGGUUGAACUUUUAUCAGUCUUGGGCCAGCCCGCUCUCUCGGUCGAAAUGAGAUGGACUGCAAAACCAACAGCGAUAUUCGCCGGUUCUAUGCUCGUAGAACCGGCGAAUGUCGCUCGCAGAGCACGAAAACCAGGUGCAUUCCAGGCAGUUUCGAGUCAUUCCGGGCUGACUCCGAGGGUGGGGGGGCGAUAUCAAGUCAACGGUCGACCUCACCGACAGCAUUCCGUCAAGUGCCGAGGAAUCGGAAUGAGCGCAAGUCAACUAUGCGGGUCCACGACUCCCCGAGCCGGCUCGGCUGUUCUUCUCCAUGUCUCGAGGAAUGAAAUCGGUUCCAGAAGGCGCAAGACCGCUCCGCUUUCGCACUUUGUUCCGAAAUGCUCGACAGAGUCUCGACAUUGCACUUGCACUUUUCCUUUCCAAUGCCGAGACUUCUGAGGCUAAAGUUCCUACUUCUCGAUCGCCGUCUCUGUAUCUACCAGCUAUGAAACGACAGUCCUUGGAUCGACUCGAGGUUUUGGCGACAUCGCCUAGCUACAUGAGCUAGCUACUUGCACCACGCGGCGAGGAGUCCUCGUACGUACGUACGCACGCACUCGUCCAGGUGAGUUUGUUUUUCACCCCACAUCACAUCACAGCCUCAUCAUGCAAAUAUCAUUCACAGUGAUUCUAGCCCCUCGGCUCCCAGAUCUAGAUCUCCAUAUUCUCAUUCACGACGAUUUGUCCGAAGGGAAUCACCAACGUCGUGUCCAGUGUUAAAUCACCGCAAUCCAGAGUUUAAAUCAAAACCUUGUGCACUCUUAUCGUGUCGUGGUGUGCCGUCGUGCGUAACUUCUCCAGACAUGGCUCGAAAGGAGGAACCAUGCCGAAUCACUUUGUCAAUAAACCCUAAACUUCGUAGGCUUCCCUUGAUACCACCCCGAAUAAGAAGGGAUGCCGCGCUCUCGGAAUUUCAUCUCCCCGAUGAAACGCAACCAUACUUUGGGCCUCGCUCCAGACUCCAGACCCGAAUCGAGACCGAGACCGAAACUUCAAUCAUGAACGUGUCUCGCGUUGUCUUUUGCCUUGUAACGAUGACCACUGAAACGUAGAAAAUGUGGAACUUUUGAUAUAUCUCGCACCCAGAAGGCCAGGGGAGGGCAUGUCUGGACACAAUUGUUCGACUGGAUGAGGAAUGUACUUCCAUUGGAGCCAUUCCAAGACCCUCUGCUCACAAUGUGCCGGGAUUGAGGCUUUUUGGUCAGCUGGGAACCAGUGGACUCGAUGAGGCGUUCAACAAUAGCACAAAAGCUACUCAUGAUCUCACGAGUUAUCAAAGUUGGUGUUCCGAGGACACAGAUAUCAUAGACUUGAGUGUUCAUGGUGAUGGCUCGAGUUACACUCCUCGAAUCUUUGAAUCGGAGAAAGAACAUCGUUCGAGACCUUCGGACGAGUGAAUGUGGACCACCGCAGACAAAAAGUACAGCAAGGGUAAACUUUGGAAGAGGGUGAGAAGAGCUGCACAUAGGGUCCUGACCUGCAGUAGGUUGGAGUCUCCUGGAGCAAAAAAAGAGACGAACUGAUUCUCCACCCGAGUGCCGAGGACCAUGUUGUACUGCAUCAUCAUCACCAAUAAACUAAAAUUCUCUUCUCAUCAGUACAGUCAGAAGCCUUACCGUCAGAGCUCUAGAUUUUAUAUUCGCAGUGGCAAAAGUUGUCUGUGCGUGUUUCAGCCAAUCCGGUACGCCUUCAGCUGUCGAAAACAAGCAUCCAAUUCUGCACUGAUUCUCUAUCUCUUUCAGUAAAUAGAAGGAAAGUGACUUUCGUGACUCACGACUCUCUCCAGUUGGAACAGAAUUUGUUAUAUACAAUAGUCUGAGACCCAGUUUUCUGGAAAGUACAUCGCCCGCAAAGGCAUGGAGGCCAAAGGGUAAGAGUUUACAGAAAAGGAGUGGAAGAGACUGUUUGUCAGACAUCAAAGUACAGUACAGUCUUAAUGUGCCUCCCGAGUGGAGUAGAGGAUAGAACUACAGCAGAGCAUAAGGCAUCAGACUAUUGCCAUCGUCUUCUAUUUCUUUAGUUGCCAUUUCACAGUGCGCACGAACUCACUAGCCAAGCGUAAAGCUUACGAGCAUCAUGUUCGCCGACGUCAGUCGGUCAGGCUUACAACACUCUGUGUGCUUUUUUCUUGGGUAGAUCAGAAUCUUGGGGUGCUGUGUAAAGCCAAGUGAUCUUUGUUAUGUGAGAGGCGAUUAAGGGGGUUUCUUUGUCGUGCCCAGUCUAGUUCCAGCAGUUCCUGAGUGGCGCGUACAGUUUCUCUUCCUUCCUGUAACUUCUUCGUCAUUGAAGUAGUUGUAUUGAGAAGGUAUUUGGACCGGUUCUGGGUAGAUUGGUCGUGACAUGGAGGAGUGAGGGAAGCGUAUGGGAUGCAGUGAGCCACACACUUUGGACAAGAUUGAAGACUUGUGGUCUCAGCAGAAGUUUUUGUCUGCUUGGCCAUGUAUUCACAUGUGGCAUUAUCAAUACAGAUGAAUUUGG
Marchantia polymorpha subsp. ruderalis is the source of this 3119-nucleotide messenger RNA. NCBI's taxonomy places the organism in Eukaryota, Viridiplantae, Streptophyta, Marchantiopsida, Marchantiales, Marchantiaceae. The record is from the annotation of a GenBank genome assembly.